UCUUCAUUUUUCAUCCUCAUCCUCAUCAUCUCUCAUCUUCGUCGUCAUCAUCAUCCUCAUCAUCACCACCAUCACUCUCAUUAUACUCAUCAUUUGAAUGAAUGUAAUCACCGAGUGAAGAACUUAUCUUUUUUUUUCACCAUCGAAAAAAAGUUUUCCUUUCAUUCUCAUUGGGAUUAAAUAAUCACCGUUAACUUGACCAUCACCAUCAUCUUGUUAUCCUCAUCCAAUUGAGGAAAAGAAAACAACCAAUUUCAUUAAGUUAAUUGUGAACUCCAAUAAUCAACUGAUUAACUUUCUGUGUGAAUAAAAUCAAAUUGGAUAUCAACAUGUUGAAAACAUUUUCCAUAUUAUCAGCUACCUUACUGUUAACCUUAACAGUAUUUGGAUCAGCUGAAGAGGAUAGAAAUUUAUUGUCUAAAUUAAAUUCUAAUAUUGAAUUAAAUAAGGUGACUAAUAAACCGAUUGCUCCAGUUUCUGGUGAACCUUUGAAAACGGCCGAGACUCGACCAGGACCAACAGGAAAUGAUUUUAUCACCUCAAGUCACACUGAACAAUCAUACAGUUCAUCGGCUUCAUUUGAAUCAUCCGGUGGUCAUGGUGGUUCUCCUGGUUCAUCUGCUGAAUUAGGUGGUGGUCGAGGUCCAGGUCCAGUUAAUUCACAAUCGGCUUCAUCAGGUUCCUAUCAAGUUUCUGGUGAAAAUUUUUCUGGUUCAAGUGGUGAAGUUCAAUCUCAACAAAAUCAACCACAACAACAGCCCCAACAACAACAACAACAACAACAACAACAACCACAACAGCAUCAACCUCAACAACCUUCCGGUCAACAACAAGGUUCACCUGAGGUUUACUCUUCAUCAGGUGAAGAUACAUCAUCAGGACCUUCAUCUCAAUCACCAUCAGGACCAGUUGCCUUUGGACGACCUGAUCUUAAUGAGGUUGAUUUUGGCCGAAACCUUUAUCCAAACAGUGGACCACGAAAUGUUGCCCAUCAUCCAUAUGGUUCAUCUUUUGAAAUUGCUGGUCAAACUUUUGACCUUCAACGAAACCCUGAGCCCAGUUACGAUAAUGGUGCUACUUCAGGUGAAUACAGUUCAUCUCAAAAUAAUGUCAACAAUGAAGGCGGAUAUGGUUUAAAUCAAGACACAAGUGCCUAUGAAGAUACAAAUUCAAAUGAGGACGAGGGCAGUGCCUACCGCACCCAGGACCCUGAAGGUUCACCGGCUCCUUUAGCUGCUCAUGGCUCUGGGCCUGAACACCAUCAACAGGUUCAAGUACAACAACAAGCACCUUCAUCGGCUGAACAAGGCGGCAGAAAAACAUCAACCCUUUCAUCUGGUGGACCAGUUCCCGAUUACGGUGGUUUCCGUCCUGUAAUUAAAAGUCAAGCUAUUCCAAUUCCUCAAAUUCCUGGCCCUCAACGACCUUCAUAUGGUUUAGGUAACGGUGAACCUUAUCGAUCUGUUUCAAUCAACUAUGAAUCACCAAAAUCAAUUUACAAUUAUGAUGGUUUAUCAAAUACUGCAAACACCGGAAGUUACAAUACUAAAAGUUUCCCAGUCUAUGGUGGUAAUGGACAAGGUGCCCCUCGAGAACAUCAACCUCAAGGUCAUGUUGUACCAACUUCUCAUGCCGGUUAUGGUUUAGAUUAUGCCUCAGGUAAACCUUAUGGUGGUGACCUUUCAGUUAAACCUUAUUCAGCCGAUCCAAAUGGGAAUGUUAAAAAUAUCCCAAUGACCAUUGGUUAUGAUGAAUUUGUUAAACCACCAACUCCCUCCGCUGCUCAAUACCAUUCAGCUGGAGCUCCACAUAGACCAUCUCACCACCAUGGAUCAGAAUAUAUUGUUUCUCAUGGUCCACCCCAACAAAACUAUGAACAAGGUCCACCACCACCCCAAGGACACUAUGGUCGUCAACCCCAAGGUCCACCUCCUCCACAGGGCCAACAAGGUCAACAACAAGGUCCACCUCAAUUAGCCGGAGGUUAUGGUCAACCUGUUACCUACCAAGCAACUCCCAUUGGUUAUGCUCAACCCGAUGCUUACGAUCAACAAUCUGGUCCCGUUAAUUAUGAACAUCAACAACCCCAUCAUCAAGGUCCACCUCCUCCACAACAACAACACCAACACCAACAGCACCAACAACAACAACCACAACAACAAGGUCCAACUGUAUCUUAUGGUCAACAAUCCCCACCAGUAGGAUAUGAACAAUCAGUUGUCGUUCAAGGACCUCAUCCUCCCCAACCUCAACAAGGACCACCUCAAGGGCAUCCACAAGGCGCUCAUCCUCCUCCACAAGCCCAUGGUCAACAUCAACCACCACCACCACCACAACAACAAGUACAACAAACUCCACCCGGUUAUGGACCACCCAAUGGUCCAGGUCCAAUCUCUGGUCCACCUUCCGCUGGUCCCCCUCAAUAUGAACAAGAGCCCAACUAUGGUCCACCUCCACCACCCCAACAAACUGCUCCAGUUAAUUAUGAACAAACUGGACCCAAUGAAUAUCAACAAACUCCAAACAAACCUGGUUACGAGCAAACUACAACUUUCGUUGAAAGUUCUGGUUAUCCUGGUAAUCUUGGACCUUCAUAUGGUACAAUUAAAGAUGGUCCAAGUCCUUUGACCGCUUCCGUUCCCGCUUCUGCACCAAUUGAAGGUUAUUCUGGAAACAUGGGCUCAGAAAAUGAAUAUUACCAACCCUCAUCAUAUGACUCAUUGGAAAACUCUGCUGGUCCAUCAAACUAUCCACCACCACCACCACCAUCAUCAAUGAAUGGUUACAAUUCACAGGGAGCAAGUUACUCCUCAGGUGGUUAUUCAAUCCCUGAAGAUUCAUCAUACAUGUCAUCGCUUUUCGGCUUCCCAACUUAUGAUGUUACCUCAGGAAAAGGAAAUCCUUAUGCUUCCGGUUCUAAUCCAAUCCCUUCACCCGCUUCACCAGGAUCACAUCUCUCUGGUAUCUCAUCCGUUUUAACUGGUUCACCUUCAGGAAAACCUUCAGCCGCUUCUUUCUUACCUUCAAUCAAAUUAACCGGAAGUGGAAUUAAAUUCACCGGUUUUGGUUCAAGUCUCACCGGUGGUUUGGGAAGCAUUAAUCAAGCCAUUGCAUCAACUCUUGGAUCAGGAUUAAGCUCUGUCACCGGUCCUGGUUUAGGAUUAGGAUCUGGAUUAGGAUCAAACUUUGCUUCUAGUUUAUCUGCAAGUUUAGGUUCAACCGGUGGAGUCGCUAACGGAGUCUCACCUCUUCAUCCCGGUGGACCAUCAGGUCACACUGGAUCAUCAGGUGGACUUGGCGGACCAUUAGCAGCUUUUUAUAACAAUUUAUCCGGAUUAGGUGCACCUUUCGGUAACAUUGGAGGUAAUUAUGGCACUGCCGCAUCUAAAUUAAUCCCACAAGUUAUUCGAGCUCCUUUCCGAACAAUGUACAGAGCACUUAUGGGAUCAAAUGCUAAUCAUAAUCCAUUAAAUGGUUAGAAUCAAAUUGCUCACUAAACUAGAUUUUUCACCUUUACAAUCAUCUAAACUAAUCAUCAUCAUCAACACCACCAUAAUCAUCAAUAUCAUUACCACCAUCAUCAUCAUCCUCAUCAUCAUCAUCUAAACAUCAGAAUCCAUUCAAAUCAAAAACCAUCAUCACCAUCAUCAUCAUCAUAACGAAAUAGUAAUCAACAAAAAUCAAUUUUCUGCUUUCCUUCAGUCUCAUCAGCUGAAAAGUGGCCUUAAAAAUACAACAAACUUUUUCCAUCGUCGCCAACAAUCAACUAAUUAUUAACCUUUUUUUUUUACUCAAUUUCAUCAACCACAUACUCAACAUUCCUACAAUCAGACGCCAUUAAAAUACCGGCUUUCUCUUUCUUUUUACUCUUUUGCCCACCACAAACUGGAGGAUUUUCAAUCAAUCAACUAAUUAACCAACAUAGUCAAUCACACUCACAUUAAGCCAUCACCAUUUUAAAUAGUUAUCGUUACGACGUAACGAACUCGAUAAGAUUUUUUUUGUUCAUCAUGUGGCUAAUCCCUCCUUACUAAUAAUUCAGUCUUUCCUAUCAUUCAUCUUCAUCUAUCGUCUUCUUCAUCUUCAUCAUCUAAAUUUUUUGCCAUUUCUACUAUUAUAUUGUCGGUUUCUUCAUGACUCUCUCUCUCUCUCUCUCUCUCUCUCUCUCCUUGCGAAAUGAAAAUUCAAAACUAUUUUUUCAUGAGAGAAAAUCAUUAUCAUCAUGUCAUCAAAUAUAUUAUUAUUUUCAAUUUACCUGGAUAAACAACAACAACAAUCAGUAGUAAUAAAAAACAACAUCAUUGAUUAUAAAUAUUAUUAUUAAAAAAAAACAAGUGAAAAAACAACUAA
Messenger RNA from Panonychus citri (citrus red mite), 4350 nucleotides. Its product is annotated as trithorax group protein osa-like. Bases 330 to 3479 code for a protein of 1049 amino acids. The transcript has 3 exons. The record is from RefSeq and is a predicted model, not a curated record. NCBI's taxonomy places the organism in Eukaryota, Metazoa, Arthropoda, Arachnida, Trombidiformes, Tetranychidae.